AAAACUUUUAAAAUUUUUUUUAGGAGUAAAUCAUCUCGGCCAUUUCCAUCUUACAAACCUUCUAUUACCUCUCCUCCAGAAAACUGCUAACUCCCGAGUAGUUAUAGUUUCUUCUUCAUUGAUGAGACAAGGGAAAUACGAACCUGAGAAGUAUGACCAUUUUAUCGCCGGCCGGUCACUUGACCCCGGAGUUAAACCUGGGUUUGCUCCAACAGGAUACUGUGAUUCUAAACUGAUGAACGCUCUCUUUACCAAACAACUAGCAGAAAAAACCGGUUCUAGUGUGACCAGUGUGUGCGUUUGCCCCGGAUGGUGUUACACCCAGCUUGCCAGAAGUAUUAGAAUACCAUUUUAUAAAAAGUUUUUGUUUCUGCCGAUUGCGUUUAUCUUUAUGCGAAGCGCUGUCCGAGGCGCUCAUAAUAUCAUACAUGGUGCUGUAGAAGAGACUAGCAACCUCAUUAAUGGUGGAUUUUACAGGGAGUGUAAGGUGUCGGUAGAGGAUAAUACGAGGUUGGAUGGAUUAAAUGAGUCUGCUCUCAAUCUCUGGGAGUCAUCAGAGAAAUUGUGUAAAAUCUAACUUCAGUCAAUCCUUCCUUACUCAGGGAUCAAGACAAAAGACAAUACAAGAGUAUUUAAAGAAAAUAAUUAGUCAGCUAGUCACAAAUUACUAAAAGAAUUUAAUCUAUCUUUCUAUCUAUAAAACAAACAUUUAAAUAAUUACUCUUUAAAAUUUUA
Messenger RNA from Eurytemora carolleeae, 735 nucleotides. Its product is annotated as retinol dehydrogenase 11. Lineage: Eukaryota; Metazoa; Arthropoda; Copepoda; Calanoida; Temoridae. Bases 122 to 577 code for a protein of 151 amino acids. The record is from RefSeq and is a predicted model, not a curated record. The transcript has 6 exons.